Molecule: messenger RNA, 1386 nt
Organism: Pseudomyrmex gracilis
Lineage: Eukaryota; Metazoa; Arthropoda; Insecta; Hymenoptera; Formicidae
Product: ankyrin-2-like
Exons: 6
Coding region: 241-1221 (326 amino acids)
Molecular function (GO): protein binding
Source: RefSeq, a predicted model, not a curated record
AUUGGAAUCCUAUAGCUAAACUCUACCGGUUCCGGCAUAAGUUAACAGUUAUUGCCCGCAUACAAUAGGCCUUAUGUGCGAAAGCCAUAAGAGAGCCAAAACGGAGAACGCUGAUCUUACGUUUUCUCUUCUUGCUACUUAUCCUGCAACCGGAAAACCAAAACUAAAACUUAAACAGAGGAACAACAUAGAAGAGAGAUUUGAGAGAAAAACAGAUGCAAAUUGAGCACUAUUUUUACCAUGAAUUAUAUUGAUACAAGCUACACGUUACAACAUGCAGUUCGUGAUGGAAACCUAGAAAGAGCAAGGGAGAUACUUACUUAUUUUGGACUAUCUUAUUCACAAGCAUGGAAAGAAGGAUAUGUUUUACUUUGUGAUGCUAUUGAGAGAAGGCAUACAGAAGUUAUUAAACUACUUUUAACAAACGGUUCUAAAGUUAACAGCACCACUGAUGAAUAUCAUGAUACUCCACUUCAUCUUGCUGUUAUAAAUGGUGACAUAGAAAUUGUUAAGAUGCUUCUAGACAGACGUGCUAACGUUAAUGCUACAACUAGGAAUGGCAGAACUCCGCUUCACAAAGCAAUUGAAAAUAAUAAAAUAGAAAUCGCUAAAUUGCUUUUAAAUCAUGGAGCUAUUAUUAAUGUUACUGAUAAGUUAGGUGAAACACCGAUGUGUCUCGCUGCUAAAAAAGGAUAUGUAGAUGGUGUUAAGAUGUUUAUGGACAAAGGUGUUAACAUUAAUACUGAAAAUUGGUAUGGCAGAACUUUGCUUUACGAUGCAAUUGAAAAUAAGCAAACAGAAAUUGCUGAAUUACUUUUAAAUCAUGGAGCUGAUGUUAAUAUCAGUGAUAGACACGGGGUUUCACCACUGUUUCUUGCUGUUCAAAAAGAACAUGAAGAUGGUGUUAAGAUGCUCAUGGACAGAGGUGCUAACGUUAAUGCUGAAACUCAGGAUGGCAUAACUUUGCUGAGUCUUGCUGUUCAAACAGGACAUGUAGAUGUUGUUAAGAUGCUCAUGGACAGAAAUGCUAACAUUAAUGCUGAAACUCGGAAUGGCUCAACUCUGCUUCACAAUGCGGUGUUACACCACUACACUUUGCUAUUAAAAAAGGACAUGAAAAAUUUGUUAGCACGGUUUUGGACAGAGAUGCUAACGAUUAUGCUACAUUUCGGUAUGGCACAACUUUGCUUCCUGCAAAUGCUAUUGAAUAUAACGAAAUAAAAAUUGCUGAAAUACUAUUAAAUCAUGGAGCUACCGGUAACACCUGUAACGUUAAUGACAGUAACGAUAACGAUGCUACAUUACUGUGGUUUGCUGUUCACAGAGGAGAUGUAGAUAGUGUUAAGAUGCUUUUAGACAGAGGUGCUAAUGUUAAUGCUGAAACUC